Molecule: messenger RNA, 339 nt
Organism: Colletotrichum godetiae
Lineage: Eukaryota; Fungi; Ascomycota; Sordariomycetes; Glomerellales; Glomerellaceae
Exons: 1
Coding region: 1-339 (112 amino acids)
Source: RefSeq, a predicted model, not a curated record
AUGUCCCAAAACCCCAAACGUGCUGCCCUCCAAUCCGAUAAUCUUUCCAACGGAUUACCUCUCAGUGUCACCGGAUGGUUACUCGUAACUCGUUUGAACCAUGCUCUUGCGGCAGCAGUUCCAACGAAUCAUCCUCGUAGAUCCUGCAUCAUGCCACCCUCCAGAUUGAAGCAACCCAUCCCUUGUCCCGAAUCCUGGGGUAUCCGUCUGCCGGUGGUCCUAGCCCCAAAGUGGGUUCGGUCGAUGUGGACUCGUGGAGGAGCCUCCUACCCUAUUGCGUUCUCGCCCACUUCUCCUCCUCAGAGUCCACGGAUGCGUUUGUGUCGUUGGUCGUUCUAG